CGACCGGUAUCGACCGACCUCGGUUGCUGUGGUUACGGGUUGAGUCCGGAAGCGGCCCUGUGCAGCAGACACAUCUUUAGAAACAUGGCUGUGCAGAGCUGGAUUGAUAUCCUAAAAUCAUCAAAGAAAACAGCUUUGAUACACGAUGGAAAAAGGAAGAUCCACUACCUCUUUACAGAUGGAAAAGAAAUGGCAGAAGAGUAUGACUUGAAUACAGAUGAGCUCAUUGUACGAAAGUGGCGUCAUAAAAGCACACUUGGAUCUCAGGGCCAAUGGCAGGUAGAGGUUGGGGAGCCACUUGCAGGCCCUGUCACUUCUUUGGAUUCAGAGGUGAUCAAGGAGAACUGCUCCAAUCCUGUGUUCACGCGUAAAGACACAAAGACCAGCUUUCAGUGGAGAAUCCGCAACCUUCCCUACCCCAAAGAUGUCUUCAGUGUUUCUGUUGAGCCAUCUGAGAGAUGCAUUGUCAUAAAAACCUCAAACAAAAAGUAUUAUAAGAAGUUCAGUGUUCUUGAUUUAGAUCGCAGUCAGCUGCCAUUGGACAGCUCUGCCGUGAGCUUCACUCAUGCCAACAACACUUUAAUUGUCAGCUACAAGAAACCCAAAGAGAUCUUAACCCUUGAACAGGAGCUACUGAAGGAGCUGAAGAAACUGAAGGGGACCGGUGAAGGGGAUGCCGACUGCAAAACUCAGUGAAUUCUGACUGUGGGAGCAAGAGAAUAAUUCUGCGUUGCAUUUAAAGCAGAGCCUCACUGCGUCAUUUUCCAGUCACAUGUGAGCUCUCUUUUAUUUUUAUUUUCCUUCCUUAAGAAGAACUUUGCACAGUGCCUUGUCAAUGGUGUAAUGCUUCUAAUUGUGUUUUCUAAUUGCGGUCCAUUUAUUAGAGGUGUUAGUGUUGAAAUUUUUCCUGCCAUUUAUAUUUGAUACAGACAUACUUAGUAAAAUAUAUUACAUGUAGACGCAGUCUCACAACCAGAUUUAUUAACUUUGUAGCUGAACCAUGAGUGAUUUCCCAAAUUAUUUCUUUCAAAUAAUUUAACAUCUUCAAACAAUCUUUGUAGGGAAAUUUAUAAUUGUAUUACAACAGUGUCUAUUUUUGCUUCUUGUUACCAAACUUACUAGGGAGCAAUUUUGAUGGGGGUCACAUAACCUACCACCCUCCUUUCAUUGAUGUCCUUGUAAAACACUCAAAACACACAAUGCUCAUCCCUGUUCGUUCCGGGGUCACUGUUACGAGUACAUCCCAUUUGUGUUAACUGAAUACCCUCAUGUUCCUUGCAUGUAGUGGGCCACCCUGAAAGCCAUUACUGAAACUUUGGUCAGCGAGCAAGCUAGUGUUACUGUUUCCCUUUACAAUAGAGGGUCACUCUGACCCUGUGGUCUCUAGCUAAAACUCCAUAGACACAAGUUAGAAAAAGGUGCAAUUGUUGCAGGGCAUUGUUCCAAAUGGAUUUCAUAUUAUUGUCUAACAAGGACAAACAUAAAGACGGUAUUUCACGCUUUUGGAUUUUUGAAGUCUAUGUGUAUGACAUGUACAGAAGAAACAUAAUUGUAUAGAUACAUGCUUCAAAAUGGGAUAAUGUACUACUUUUUCACCAAAUUCAAUUCAGAAAAAACUCUGUCCAGUCAGAAAUACUUAGACAGUGGAUAAAAAAAGAACAGUGCUGUUUAAAAGAGACAAUGGCAUUUAAAUAUAGAUUGUUUCAACCUUG
Molecule: messenger RNA, 1712 nt
Organism: Siniperca chuatsi (mandarin fish)
Lineage: Eukaryota; Metazoa; Chordata; Actinopteri; Centrarchiformes; Sinipercidae
Gene: dpcd
Product: deleted in primary ciliary dyskinesia homolog (mouse)
Exons: 6
Coding region: 85-696 (203 amino acids)
Source: RefSeq, a predicted model, not a curated record